This is a messenger RNA of Tetrahymena thermophila SB210, 765 nucleotides long. Its product is annotated as transmembrane protein, putative. The record is from RefSeq and is a predicted model, not a curated record. NCBI's taxonomy places the organism in Eukaryota, Ciliophora, Oligohymenophorea, Hymenostomatida, Tetrahymenidae. The transcript has a single exon.
AUGUGCUUAAUAUGUUUCAUCUAUAAACUUUUUGACUUAUUCUAAAUAAACUUUUUGUUUUGGAAUACAAUGAGGACCAUCAAAUUUUAAAAUUUGUUUAUUUUUAUACCACUUCAUUAAUGCUUAUGUCCUGUCAAAGGGAACAACUUGGUCUUUUUCUCCAACUAAAAAUAAUGUUGGAACUUCAAUUUGUUCUUUUUCUUCAUAUAAAUCAUUAACAAACUUCAAAUUUUCAUUAAUUACUUUAGGUAAACCAACUCCACAUAUGUUUAUUAUCAUUUUCAAACUUUUAAAAAUAUUUUUAUCUCUGUUUUUUGCAUAAAAAAGACUGCCCAUAAGACUUCCUUACGAAAAGUUAAUAAUAAUAUCAAUAUCUGGAUUUUUUUCAACUACUUCAAGGAGAUGUUCUUCAGAUUCAUCAUAAAAAUGAUAAUGGGCUUCAGUUAAAACCCAUCUUCCAUCAAAAUCUAAAGGAUCAUCUCUAUUUAAAGCUAACCAGCAUCUGAAAGGAUCUUCUGGAUCAUUUGGAAGUGUUUUAUUUGGAGCAACUGGUAAUAGCACAUCACGAAUUUCAUAAUUUUUAGAAAAAAAUUUAAUCCAAGGUUAUAUCCUUUCUUCUAUUCUUUCAUAAUAUUGUUAAAAUCCGUGUAAAACCAAAAUUUUAAAGCUUGGAAGUACAACUUUUGGAGGUUCUUGCUUUGGUUUUUUCUUUUUUUAUUGAGGCUUGCUUUCUGCUUAAGAAUUAUUCAUUUAGCUAUUUUAUGA